This is a messenger RNA of Pieris macdunnoughi, 339 nucleotides long. NCBI's taxonomy places the organism in Eukaryota, Metazoa, Arthropoda, Insecta, Lepidoptera, Pieridae. The record is from the annotation of a GenBank genome assembly.
AUGAAGCCAGGAAUAAAACCCCCCCACUUAUGGAACUGGACACCCAGAAAAUGGUUUGAAUCUGUUCUCAACGACCGUCUCUCAUUGAAACUAGACCAAAGAAACAAGGAGGAACAAGUGAAAACAAGCUUGAUUGUUAUGUCACUCAGUUUAUUUUUUAUGUAUUCCUUUGGGUUAUUGGAUCCAAAGGAUAUCAUAACAAAAAUACUCAAGGAGAGAUCGUGUGACUCAUCACCACAAAACGUAGAACCUGAGCCAGCACCAGCACCUAAAGUAAAACCACAAGAACCCCACGUUUGUCCUCCAAAGAAGAAAAAAGAGCUACCAAAAUGUCCAUGA